UUUUUUUAUCGCCUUAUAACAGGAUAUCUCACUGGCGCGAAAAACGCACUGUGUGGCUUUCUAUUACACAUUGUGGGGCGGACCUUGUGUUUUCAGUUUGAGCCCCGGCUUUUUGUUGCUUUAAAAAAAAAAAUUAAAAUACAACAAAAGUAGCCUAUGGACUGCGUCGAAAUACCGCAUCUUUGUAUCCAGCAACAACUCGAACAGCUUUUAUCCGUUUGAUCUCCGUGCGCCUUGGACGCUUUGCUCUUUGGCUGCCGAGGGAUUUUCAAUGCCCUGAAUUUCGCUGUGGGAUUUAGCUCAGAGCCGGUUGUGCAGGACGUUCUUCAGAGGCCACUGGUGUCAUUUGAUCAUUUCUUGGAAUACCCUCUAAAGGAUUUUAUUAACUGGAAACAUGGAGUUCGACUGUUACCAGCACUAUUUUUUCAACGAUUUCGACACAGAGGAGGAUUUUUACAAGUCGACCGCACCAAGCGAGGACAUAUGGAAAAAGUUCGAGCUGCUGCCCACCCCUCCCAUGUCUCCCACCCGGACUCUGAGCGGUGGUGCUCUGCAACUCUCGCCGGGAGACAAGCUCAGCUGGCUGUCCAAAGUCCUGGGUCAGGACGAGGAGUGCGAGGGUCAGUUCAUCCCCGAUACAGAGAAGCUGUUCGGCAACCUCAGCUCCAUCAUCAUCCAGGACUGCAUGUGGAGUAGUUUCUCUGCCAGUAAGCAGCUGGAGAAGGUCAACGGGAGAGUGUCAGCUGCAGCACAGACCGGUGUCUCCCCUGUUGCCCAGAUCGCCGUGAAACCGAGCAAAGCGCAGUGCGUCUCUCCCGGUGGCCCGCUCGCCGCCUCGGCGACAGACUGCGUCGACCCCGCGGCUGUUCUCACCAUCCCGGCAAGCAGCUGCAGGAAGUCGGCGUCGUCUGGCUCCGAGUCUCGCUCUGAUUCCUCUGAUGAUGAAGAGGAAAUCGAUGUGGUCACUGUGGAGAGUAAACAGAACCGGGUGCGGCUGGUGAACGUAAAAAAACCAGUGACCAUCACGGUCCGGGCCGACCCCUGUCCCAAACGCUUCCACAUGUCUGUCCACCGGCAACAGCACAACUACGCCGCCCGCUCCCCAGACAGCGAGCCAGAACCUGAGGAGGAUGAGGAGGAGGAAGAAGAUGAGGAGGAGGAGUAUGAGGAAGAGCCUCAAAGCAAGCGUACCUGCACAGCAUCCAGUCAGCAUCCGGGCUGUUCGGCUCGUGUCUCCCAGCCCACCUCCCCCUCAGAGUCUCCCCAAAACUCAGACACAGAGGACACGGACCGCAGGCGGAACCACAACUUCCUUGAGAGGAAGAGGAGGAAUGAUCUCCGGUCCCGUUUCCUUGCCCUACGGGAUCAGAUCCCCGGCCUUGAGUCGGCCAAGACACCGAAGGUGGCCAUCCUGACACAUGCAACAGAGUACCUCGUGGAGCUGCACACCAAGGAGAAACGGCAGCUUCAGGAGAAGAAACGCCUCAAGACCCGACAACAGCAGCUUCUACGCAGAUUAUCUGAACUGAAGCACUCUUGAGAUGCAAACGAGUGUGUUUUUGAAAUGAACUGCCUCAUUCAGUCAGGAACUUUUACUCUCAAAGUUACCUGUCGCUUUUCCAAAAGCUACAGUUUUUAUAUAACAUGCCUCAUGUAAAUAGCUGUGAAUUUUGUUUGGAAUACAAUACAUUCAUAUUGCUAGAGGCCUAUGAAUUGACUGUGCUUAUCAAUGAACCUGAUAGUGGGAGGAGCAGUGUGCUGUGUUUUAAUUUUUUCUUUGCACAGUGUUUUUAGUUAUGAACAGGGGUAAUGAAAUUGAUUUUAUAGCUAUAAUUCCUGGUAUGCUGUGAUGGGAAACAAUAUAAUCUGUUGUCAGAAUUUUGGUAAUAGUUUACCAGUGUGAUGUAGCCUUCAGGGUGUGUGUGGAAGUUGGUUGAGAGGUCUUCAUUUCAUCAUUGCACACUUAUAAUUGGAGUGAAGUGUGAAUGCCUUUCUGUGUACAUAUGAGUGAGUGAAUGAGUUAGUUCCUGGUUUGGUUGAUUGUUUGUUUGAUGUACAAAUUGUUCUGUAAAUAAUAGCUUAUCGCUCCUGGUGAAGGAGACAAAAUCAAGAGUUGUCUUUAUGACGUGCCACCAGGCACCGAUGAACCUCUAUUUUGUUAAGAAAAUAGGAAAAAUGGGCAAAAAAAAGAAGAAGUAGCACUGCUGUACUUUAUGUCUAUGGAAGAGGAUUAGGGCCACGUGUGAAAAAUACAUUUUCCACUUGUGGAAAAAGUCAGAAUCCUGAGUUCACCCUAACUCAUAUAAAUUUUCACAUGUGGCGCUAAUCCUCUUCCGUAUAUAUCUCACAUGUCACUUUGUGAUUUCAAUGCUUCUCCUGAUUUUGGUUGAUUUUAAGCAUGCUAACAUCAACGGCAACAUUAAAUUUUUAUACCAUAUUUGCAUACAAA
This is a messenger RNA of Siniperca chuatsi (mandarin fish), 2449 nucleotides long. RefSeq names its product protein L-Myc-1b-like. The record is from RefSeq and is a predicted model, not a curated record. Gene Ontology annotation, biological process: regulation of transcription by RNA polymerase II. NCBI's taxonomy places the organism in Eukaryota, Metazoa, Chordata, Actinopteri, Centrarchiformes, Sinipercidae. Gene Ontology annotation, molecular function: DNA-binding transcription factor activity, RNA polymerase II-specific; protein dimerization activity; RNA polymerase II cis-regulatory region sequence-specific DNA binding. The coding region runs from base 395 to 1540 and encodes 381 amino acids. The transcript has 3 exons.